Chaetomium globosum CBS 148.51 is the source of this 3516-nucleotide messenger RNA. RefSeq lists its product as uncharacterized. Gene Ontology annotation, molecular function: protein binding. Lineage: Eukaryota; Fungi; Ascomycota; Sordariomycetes; Sordariales; Chaetomiaceae. Gene Ontology annotation, biological process: tRNA methylation. Gene Ontology annotation, cellular component: cytoplasm. The transcript has 4 exons. The record is from RefSeq and is a predicted model, not a curated record. Bases 1 to 3516 code for a protein of 1171 amino acids.
AUGGCUCGACCGAGCCAGGCCAUCACACGGCUACAGCACAGCUAUGCUCUCAGCCCCGUAACUGCCCUCGCGUUGUACGAGGCCGGACCCAACCAUGUCCUGCUGCUCGCCAGCGAAGACACCUGGCUCAAGAUCUACGACGUUCAGUCUUCUCGUCUACUUGGCCAGCUCCGGGUGUUCUACUCCCAGCCCAUCCACGGCAUUCACGUUUCUCAGCCCGACGACAACAACCCGAAAGAAACCCAGCUGCUCCUCUGGGGCGGCCACUCAGUAAUCCUCCUCCCGCCCAGCUCCUUCCAAGCUCUCAUCGCCGGCCAAACUCCGCCCCCGCCCACCGAGUCCCACGCCCCAGACUGGAUCUACGACGGCAUCAUCCUGCCCACCAACCCCAACUCCCUCUCAGAAGCCACGGGCGCGCUAGUAACAGCGCACAACGAAAUCCUCCCUUUCUCCACCCCCCGCACCACCGCCACCACCACCACCACCACAAACGCCAACCCCCCCCCUAAACUUCGGCCCCUGGGACCUGCACCUACCACCCCUUCGUCUAGAUCCCAGCUGGGAGGUAGCUGCCCUACUCGGCACACCAGGGGCGGCCCGUACGGCUUUGCUCGUGGGCCCGCAGCCAUAUCGCUGGGCGUUCCCCCCAUUAUUUCCUUCCCAUCCCGUUCUGGGGCGGUGGUGGUGGGGGGGUUGGAUGGGGCGAGGGAGACUGGGUUUGGUGGGGAGGGGGGGAAUUCGGAGGUGAAGAGGGGGAAUGAGCGGGAUUCGGCCAGGUGUGUGGCUGUGGCGAUGGGGCAUGUGUCGAGGAUUUGGCAAGUCGGGUUUGGGAGGGGGUCGUUGGCCUCUGGGGUUGUGGAGGUUUAUUCGUUUGGGGAGGACUGCUCGCGGCAGAAGUGGGAGCUGGACUUGGAUCUGGAGCGGUGGGCUGCGCUUAGGUCGGGGGCUGGAGGGAAGACAGGGACACUCCGGCAUUGCGGCUCGAGUACGUGUCACAGCGGGAAAAAUAUCUGGUCUGCUGCCUUGUUGCGUAGGGAAGAUGAUGAGCCCCUGGCGGCGACUGGUGGAGCUGAUGGCAAGAUUGUCAUCGCGGGGAAGAUUAGGGGAGUCGCUUCAGGUCUCGGCACAUACGAAGACCUGGACCUCAGCUUCAGCUUCGACGAGGUACUGCGAAAUCUACGAGGCAGCGCACAGCCAGUACUUGAAACCCAGACCGCAAAGAACGCCAAGUACACCUUCCAACGGUACGCCUUUCUGUCGGAAACAACCAUGGCAGUCACAGCCUCCGGCAGGUUGUUUCUCGCGAUUAUGGGAAGCCCUCUCGUCUGGGAAGAAGUCGCCGUCCCUGAAGCUAUCAUUGCUGAUCUCAAACCCUACAAUGUCGUCAAAAGUCCGGCAAGGGACACGGCUGUCAUCGGCAGCGCAAGCGGCAAGAUAUCAUCCCUUCUGGACACUCCCAACCGUGCUGCCAACAAGCUACCCUGGUCUGUUCUCAUCAACAUCCUAGGUUCCGACCACGCCGUUCUCCUACACUUCGACCCAUCCACCAACACCUCCACCAUGGAUAGCCGCAAAAUCCGACUUGUAGAACACUACAUCGUCACUGCAGCGACCUUCUGCGAUGGUACCCUCAUUCUCGGUUCCCGCACCGGUUCUUUGACGGUCUACGAUACCGACCCUGAUACAGGCGACUUCAUGCCCCUGACUUCCCGGAAAGACUGUAAAACAAAAGACGGCAUCACUUGCAUUGUUCCCAUUCCAGGAACCUCCUCUAAACAAUCUUCCUUCUUAGCCACAUGCCGCGAUGGAAAAUACCGUAUCUACACCCUCGCCAUCUCACCGUCCCUUCCGGGCUUGAACCUUCAGCACGAAAUCUCCCCGCCACUCAACGUUCUCGAGGCGGCCUUUUUCACCAUCCCACCCCCAUCACACUCUAACGGCUCCUCGCCACCGAAGCCAAAGUCAGAGUUGAUUCUCCAAGGAUUCUACGGCCCAAAUUUCCUCACAUACAACGACUCAACCCGCACAAUCCUCUCUAGCAUCCCAUGCGGCGGCGCUCACCGGCCUUUCACAACCAUCCUAUGUCCCCACGACCCGGGCCAGAUGCGCUUCGUUUUCUCCAAGGCCGGAACACUGCACGUCGUCUCACAGAGCGCCGAAUCCGAACGGGUGUUACGGGCCGGCGGGCACGGGAGGGAGAUCAAGAGCGUAUCCGCUACCCUCCUCCCUUCACCUUCUACUCCCCUCUCCUCCGGCGCUCCUCACAACCAACCAACCGAGCCAGCCAACAACCUAGUAGCCACCGCCGCAGAAGACACCUCCAUCCGCAUCUGGCGCCACCAACCCUCCUUAACACCAACAACCACCACGCCCACCUCCACCACCAGCGAAAUGACCUGCCUCGCCAUAAUCCAAGGCCACUCCGCGGGCAUCCAAUCCCUCCGCUUCUUUAACCCCAACCCCCCCACCACCACCACCUCCAAGGCAAACGCAAACGCAACAACCUACCUCCUCAGCAGCGCCGGCAGCGAAGAGCUCUUCGUCUGGCGCCUCUCACACCUCGCUUCCACCACCUAUGAUGCGCUCGCCGUCGUGCGCGAGGCGUCGUGGUCGGAUGGCGGCGGCGGACGUGCCACUGCGUCUGACGAUGACGGGAACAAUAGCGGCAGCAGCAGAGACAAGGAUCUGCGGAUCAUGGAUUUUGACGUCGCGGGCUGGGAUGCUGCCGGCGACGAUGCUAAUGGGGGGAAGAUGUUAGUGACGAUGGCGCUGUCGGAUUCGAGCGUGCGGGCGUAUGUGUACUCGCCUGCUUGCUCGGAGGCGGGCGACGGCGGCGGCUCCGGCUCCGGCGGCGGCUCCGGCUCCGGCGGCGGCGGUGGUGGUGAUACUGGGAGGUUUGUGCUGCUGGCUACGGGGCGGUACACGGGGGCGUGUCCGACGCAGGUGCGGUAUCUGAAGGUGGAUGGCGGGGGCGGCGCGGGGGAGGUGCAUGUGCUGACGGCGUUUACGGACGGGCACGUGGCGGUGUGGAGAUGGAGGGCGACGCGCGGUGGGGAGGGCGAGUUGGAGAUGGUGUUGGUGGUGCGGCUGCAUCAGAGCAGUGUCAAGAGCUUGGAUCUGGCGGUGCAGGGGGAGGGCCGGUGGUUGGUGGUGACGGGCGGGGAUGAUAACGCGCUUGGGUUCUUGGAUCUUGCGUGGGAUGGGAAUAAGGGGGGGUAUGUUGUGGUCGGGAGGUAUAGAGUCAAGGAUGCGCAUGCGGCGGCAGUGACCGGGCUUUCCGUGGUCAAGACGGAGGCUGGGGUGAUGGAAGUGGCCACGGUCAGCAACGACCAGAGGGUCAAGAUGUGGAGGACGGAAAGGAGUGCCACUAAAGGGAUUCGGGUUACCAUGCUGGACAACCGGUAUAGCUCGGUGGCGGAUGCGGGAGAUUUGGAGCUCAUCGCUCCCGGAAAGCUAAUGAUUGGCGGCGUUGGGAUAGAGGUAUGGGAUGUCUCGAAAGAUGGCAUAGUAGGGUAG